AUGUUAAUUAAAGAGUUUCGUGUUAUUUUACCAUUAACCGUCGAAGAAUAUCGUGUUGGUCAAUUAUAUUCAGUUGCUAAAACCAGUUCACAAGAAACCUCUAAUGGUGAAGGUGUUGAAGUUUUAGUUAAUGAACCAUACAAAGAACCAGAACAUGAAGGUCAAUAUACACAUAAAAUAUAUCAUCUUGGUGCUCGUCUCCCAGGUUGGAUUAGAGCUAUCAUUCCUUCAAGCGCCUUAAAAUUAGAAGAAAAAGCAUGGAAUGCUUAUCCAUACUGUAAAACCGUUUUAAAAAGUCCAUUCUUGGGUGAUAAUUUUACUUUUAUUAUUGAAUCUCGUCAUGCUCAAGAUAAUGCCGCUACUGAAAAUAUUCACAACCUUUCAGAAAAAGAUUUAAAGAAAAGAGAAAUUACAGUUAUUGAUAUUUCUAAAAAAGUUGAAAAAGAUUAUAAACCAGAAGAAGAUCCAACCCUUGUUAGAUCAGAAAAAGCUAACCGUGGUCCAUUAGAAGAGGAAAAAUGGAGAGAAAGCACCGAAAUGCCAAUUAUGACCUGUUACAAAUUAGUUACUGUCGAAUUCAAAUGGUUUGGUCUUCAAACUAGAGUUGAAAACUUUAUGAUGAAAAUCGAAUUUGAUCUUUUCACUAAAUUCCACAGACAAGUUUACUGUUGGUUAGACGAAUGGUUUGGUAUGUCAAUGGACGAUGUUAGAGCCUUUGAAGCCAAAACCAAAGAAGAUCUCAAAAAGAAAUUAGAAUCAAAAGACGGUGAAGCCAAGGCUCCAGUCUCUGAAUAA
Dictyostelium purpureum is the source of this 795-nucleotide messenger RNA. RefSeq lists its product as uncharacterized. Gene Ontology annotation, cellular component: cytoplasm. The coding region runs from base 1 to 795 and encodes 264 amino acids. Gene Ontology annotation, biological process: phospholipid transport. The transcript has 2 exons. The record is from RefSeq and is a predicted model, not a curated record. Gene Ontology annotation, molecular function: phosphatidylinositol transfer activity; phosphatidylinositol binding; phosphatidylcholine intramembrane carrier activity. Lineage: Eukaryota; Evosea; Eumycetozoa; Dictyosteliales; Dictyosteliaceae.